Molecule: messenger RNA, 765 nt
Organism: Pochonia chlamydosporia 170
Lineage: Eukaryota; Fungi; Ascomycota; Sordariomycetes; Hypocreales; Clavicipitaceae
Product: CCAAT-binding complex subunit HAP2
Exons: 1
Coding region: 1-765 (254 amino acids)
Biological process (GO): regulation of transcription by RNA polymerase II
Cellular component (GO): CCAAT-binding factor complex
Molecular function (GO): DNA-binding transcription factor activity, RNA polymerase II-specific; RNA polymerase II cis-regulatory region sequence-specific DNA binding
Source: RefSeq, a predicted model, not a curated record
AUGUAUCAACCACAAUACGGCGUGCCCCAGCAAGGCAUGCAACAAGUUCCCUAUGGCAUGCCCGGCAUUCAAGCUGCCGCAAUGGCUGCCACGGCCGCUGCCUCUGGCUCAAAUUAUCCCUACAUGCACUCGGAUCCUAGCAUGCCGCAAACCUCACCGCGAAUGGCCGACGGUUCUAAGAAGGACAAUCGCCAAUCCCCGAGAAUGAACAAUAUGGCUCAGAUGCCUCGAAGGAUGAGCCAAGUUACAAGUCCAGGCAUGGCUAAUGCUCAAGGCAUGAUGAACCACGGCGCAGGGAGACCAGGUGUUGCGCCGCCUCAGAUGCCACCAGGGCAGGCGAUGCCACAUCCUCAGUCACCAGAAAUGCCCACAGGCGGCGCAGAGGAAUCGCCUCUGUACGUCAAUGCGAAACAAUUUCAUCGAAUAUUGAAGCGCAGAGUUGCCCGCCAACGGUUAGAAGAGCAGCUACGACUUACAUCCAAAGGUCGCAAACCGUAUCUCCACGAGUCCCGCCACAACCAUGCUAUGCGCCGGCCACGUGGGCCUGGUGGUCGCUUCUUGACGGCCGAAGAGGUUGCUGCCAUGGAAAAAGAAGCAAAGGGAGAGGACGGAGGCAAGGGAGACGGUGGCGAGAUUGCGGGCGACAAGGCGAGCGAGUCCGUCGGAAGCAAGCGCAAAUCUGAAGCCGAGGCCGGAUCGCCGAAUAAGAAAUCCAAGACAGAGACGCAAAGUUCAGAAGGAGACGGUGGAGAGGAUGACAGCUGA